CACCACGCUGCCCGUCCCUCGGCUCGCUUUCCCCUCCGUCGUCUCACGUCUCGGUGUUUUGUUUGUGUUUUGUUUUUUUAUUUAAUCGUGCCGGACUGAGCGUGUGCGCGUACGCCUCUCCGACCGCUCCAGGCAGGAUCCAUGGCUGCUUCCCUGCGGUUCGACGGGCGAGUGGUGUUGGUUACCGGCGGCGGGGGAGGUUUGGGGAGAGCAUAUUCCCUGGCUUUUGCGGAACGAGGAGCAUCUGUAGUUGUGAAUGAUUUAGGAGGAGACUUCAAGGGAGAAGGCAAAAGUUCCUCAGCUGCUGCUAAGGUUGUUGAAGAAAUAAGAAAGAAAGGAGGAAAAGCAGUGGCCAACUAUGAUUCUGUGGAAGCUGGCGAGAAGAUCGUGAAAGCUGCCCUUGAUGCUUUUGGAAGAAUAGACAUUGUGAUAAACAAUGCCGGAAUUCUGAGGGAUCGCUCGUUUGUUAGGAUAAGUGAUCACGACUGGGAUAUAAUCCACAGAGUUCACUUGAGGGGAUCGUUUCAAGUGACCCGAGCAGCAUGGGAUCACAUGAAACAACAGAAUUUUGGGAGGAUCAUUAUGACCUCUUCAGCUGCUGGAAUAUAUGGCAACUUUGGUCAGGCAAACUACAGUGCUGCCAAGCUUGGUCUUGUGGGUCUUUCCAAUACUCUUGCGAUUGAAGGUAGAAAAUACAAUAUUCACUGCAAUAGUAUUGCACCCACCGCUGGAUCCCGGCUGACUCAGACGGUGAUGACACAAGAUAUGGUGGAUGCUCUGAAACCUGAGUAUGUGGCUCCUCUUGUCCUGUGGCUUUGCCAUGAGAGCUGUAUGGAGAACGGUGGCUUGUUUGAGGUGGGAGCUGGAUGGAUUGGAAAACUUCGUUGGGAGCGGACUCUUGGUGCCAUUGUGAGACAGAAGAAUCAACCAAUGACCCCUGAGGCUGUGAAGGCCGACUGGAAGAAGAUCUGUGAUUUUGAUAACGUGACCAAGCCUCGGACUAUCGAAGAGUCAACUGGAGGUAUGCUUGAAGUGCUAAGUAAAAUAGAGGACGGCGGGGCAGUAUCCAUGAACCCCACAAGCCAGGCUGCAUCAGUGGCAAAGUCGCAACUGGACCGAGUUGUUGAGUAUAAGAUCUCUCCAUGGACCUUUGAGUAUUCCCAACUGGAAACAAUCAUAUAUGCACUUGCCGUGGGGGCAUCAGUCAAGAAUCCAGAUGAUAUGAAAUUUGUUUAUGAAAGAAAUGCCAAUUUCUCCUGCCUGCCUACCUUUGGAGUUAUUCCAGCACAGAAGUGUCUGUCUACCGGUUUAUUUUCAGACAUUCCAGGGAUUCAAAUAAACAUGGAAAAGCUUCUGCAUGGCGAGCAGUACUUGGAAGUAUACAAACUAUUUCCCUCAUCAGGAAAACUUUGGUCUGAAGGCGUGAUUGCAGAUGUCCUGGAUAAGGGGUCAGGAAGUGUUAUUCUUUUCGAUGUGACUACAUACCAUGAGAAGGAGCUGAUAUGCUACAACCAGUUCUCUUUGUUCGUGAUUGGUUCAGGAGGAUUUGGUGGGAAGCGGACAUCAGAAAAAGUCAAGCCUUCAUUACCCGUACCUGACAGGCCUCCCGAUGCCGUGUGUUACGAUGUCACUUCCCUCAAUCAGGCUGCCUUGUACCGCCUCAGUGGGGAUUGGAAUCCCUUGCACAUUGAUCCGGAUUUUGCUGCCCUAGGAGGUUUUGAGAAGCCAAUAUUACAUGGAUUGUGUUCAUUUGGAUUUUCUGCCCGGCAUGUUUUGCAUCAGUUUGCUGAUAAUGACCCAGCCAGAUUCAGGGCAAUUAAGGUCCGUUUUGCAAAACCAGUGUAUCCAGGACAAACGUUACAAACAGAGAUGUGGAAGAAUGGAAACAGGAUUCAUUUUCAAACUAAGGUUACAGAGACUGGGAACAUUGUUAUUUCUAAUGCAUAUGUGGAUCUUGUGCCAUCUUCAGAUGAAACCUCAGAUAACAGAACUAUUAAGGUUGAAGGGCUUCAGAGCAACAUUAUUUUUGACGUAAUAGGUCAGCGCAUCAAAGAGAUUGGAAAGGAACUGGUAAAAAAAGUCAGUGCUGUCAUUCAGUUGAAUAUCACUAAAGGUGGAAAAACUGCUGCCAUCUGGACUAUUGACUUAAAAAAUGGCUCUGGAGAAGUGUACCAAGGACCAGCAAAAGUUCCUCCUCAGGCAACCUUCACCCUCUCAGAUGAAGAUUUUGUGAAGAUAGUUGUGGGAAGGCUUAAUCCCCAUCAGGCAUUCUUUAAUGGGAGAAUCAAGGUGGAAGGUAACCUCAUAAUCGCCCACAACCUGAAUAUGAUUCUGAAGACUUAUUCCAAGCUUUGAAAUCCAUUCUCGUCUGCCAUUGCGAGAGGAAGAUUUAGAAAAUCUCUUCACCAAACCCCUCCUGUGAAAUCCCAUAGAAAAGCUCAGAAAUAAUAUUGGGGGGGAAUUGCGUAAUAGCUUUGACUAAUUUAUCAUUUACUUUGUUGCAGGUACCGUAAAUCAAUUUGGCAAAUAAUUGGCCUAACAAUGCUUUUGCCUCACUCUCUUUUUCAUUUGAAAUGUGCAUUUGAUCUCUUAGUCUGUUUAUCCAAACUAAUCUUUUCCCAGAUUACUUCUGUGCUGGUUUUCAAGUAAGAAAAUUUAUAUAUCGGAAAAAAAAUAAAACUAGCUAAAUGUUGGGAA
Ornithorhynchus anatinus (platypus) is the source of this 2697-nucleotide messenger RNA. It is a transcript of the gene HSD17B4, whose product is annotated as hydroxysteroid 17-beta dehydrogenase 4. The coding region runs from base 142 to 2355 and encodes 737 amino acids. The transcript has 24 exons. The record is from RefSeq and is a predicted model, not a curated record. Gene Ontology annotation, molecular function: oxidoreductase activity. NCBI's taxonomy places the organism in Eukaryota, Metazoa, Chordata, Mammalia, Monotremata, Ornithorhynchidae.